AUGCAAAUAAUCAAGAAUUACUAGUCUAAAAAUACUUAGAGAAGAAGCUUCAUCGUAAAGAAGAGAUUCGCAGCACUUCUUUUCGGGUUAAUGAUCUCAUACCUCUAUUUACCUCGAGAUUUCUUUGGUACUCUCCAUUAAGAGACCCAUAUGGAGUUCGAGGACUAUGUUCGCUAUUACAAAUAUCCCAUCCAACGUCAUGAAGUCGCUACUCCAGAUGGAUACAUAUUAACUGUUUUCAGAAUUCAAGCUAAGUAUUAAAAAGAGUUUAAAUAAGGUCUACCUGUAGUUUACCUUCAGCACGGUCUAUUGGAUUCCAGUGAUUCAUUCAUAGUCAACUAAGAAAGUAAAGCUCCUGCUUUCAUGCUGGCUAAUCGCGGGUAUGAUGUUUGGCUCGGAAAUUUCAGAGGAAACAAACAUUCUCGCAGCCAUGUCAUUCUUAAUCCUGAAUCUCCCAAUAAGGAAGAAGUGCGUCGCUUCUGGAAUUUCUCUUUUCAUGAAAUGGGCGUUAUUGAUAUUCCUUCUAUAUUUGAAUAUAUCCAUAACUUCACUGAUCGUAAAAUAAACUUUAUAGGCCAUUCUUAAGGAUCUAUGUCUAUGUUUGUAGCUCUUACUGAAGAGCAUCCCGUAGUCAAAGCUUACAUUAAUUAGUUCAUAGCUUUAGGACCUAUUGCUUAUAUCUAGCAUGUUACUUCUAUACCUCUUUAACUCUAUAAUUUUGCACGCUAAUUUAUUGAUUUAACAUAACUUCUUUACAAAAUUGAAUUUUACGAAUUCAUUCCUUCUACUUGGUUUACCACUGAGGUUGUUUCCCGCUUUUGCAAUGUCUUCCCUCUUGCUUGCUCUUACGCUUACGGUUUAGUAGGAUCAAUCGACCCUAUGCUAGACUAAAAUGACCGCUACGAUGUUAUUUCUGCACACAUACCCUCAGGAACUUCUCUCAAAAAUAUGAUGCAUUUUCAUCAACUUAUUUCUACUUACGAAUUCAAAAGAUUUGACUAUGGCCCUGAAAAGAAUAUGAAAUACUAUGGAUAAAAGACUGCUCCUUUCUAUGACCUUAGCAAAAUAAAUAUUCCUGUUGCUCUUUUCUUAGGCACAGAAGAUAGAUUAGCUGUCAAAGAAGAUGUUCUAAGAUUAAAGAGAGAACUAUCUAACGCUUCGGAGCUUUAUUUCUAAGAAAUCCACUCUGGACAUACUUCUUUCAUGUGGGGCAAAGAUAUGAGUUAUUUCGAAGAAGUUUUUAAUUUACUUGAAACUCAUGAUUUUCAUGAUCUGAAUUACUACACAUAAAGUACUAAAUUGACAUCUGCAUCUUAAAAAAAUAUCACUAACUCAUCAUUAACAAUUGAAAAUUAAUGA
Molecule: messenger RNA, 1359 nt
Organism: Tetrahymena thermophila SB210
Lineage: Eukaryota; Ciliophora; Oligohymenophorea; Hymenostomatida; Tetrahymenidae
Product: ab-hydrolase associated lipase region protein
Exons: 1
Biological process (GO): lipid metabolic process
Molecular function (GO): hydrolase activity, acting on ester bonds
Source: RefSeq, a predicted model, not a curated record